Lichtheimia ornata is the source of this 921-nucleotide messenger RNA. RefSeq lists its product as uncharacterized. The transcript has a single exon. Bases 1 to 921 code for a protein of 306 amino acids. NCBI's taxonomy places the organism in Eukaryota, Fungi, Mucoromycota, Mucoromycetes, Mucorales, Lichtheimiaceae. Gene Ontology annotation, molecular function: hydrolase activity. The record is from RefSeq and is a predicted model, not a curated record.
AUGGUCCAGAUCAACACACCUUGCCAAGUGAUCGACACUCAUGUCCAUUUUUGGGAUCCUGAAAGGGUCUCUGUGCCAUGGUUAUCAAGUGCUCCACACUUUAACGAGCGUCGUGAUGGUGAAAAAUACAGCAAAGAGAUCCCCAACGGCGUCCAAGUACGAGGUGCUGUUUACGUGGAAACGGAUGUGGAUCCUCGGCAAGGAUUAGUGGAAGCGGAUUGGAUCGCACAAUAUGCUGAACGGCUCAACAAAACAAGUACAGCUGUAUUUGGUGGGAUUGCCGGCAUUGUAGCUUAUGCACCCGUAGACCAAGGUCAGCCUGUACGACAUUAUUUGCGGCUGCUUACACAGCUUGUACCUUCCCAACGGCUACGUGGUGUACGUUAUCUAAUUCAAGAUCCAUCACUUGAUCCUGAAAGGGUCGCUCAACCACCCUUUGUGGAAGGGGUAAAGGCAUUGGGUGAAUACAAUUUGAGCUUUGACUUGAAUAUCAACUGCAAUGAAAGUCCUGCUCAAUUUCCACCUCUAAUUCAGCUGGUACGGCAGUGUCCCGAGAUUACGUUUGUGCUCGACCACAUGGCCAAACCUCCCUGUGACAGUCAUCCGGGCGAACCAGCCUUCAUCUUCUGGCAGGAUAACAUGAUGGCCUUAGCACAAUUUCCCAAUGUCAGCUGUAAGGUCUCUGGCCUAGUCACAGAAACAUCCACUCCCAGUGCGAAGCAACUUGCGCCAUUUGUGGAAGUAGCACGCAAGGCAUUUGGUAUCGAUCGGCUUAUGUUUGGUGGCGACUGGCCUGUGUGCGAAAAUGGAACACGGUGGAGCAAAUGGCUCGAGAUUCUAGCGGAAAUUGUCCAUGAUUGGUCUUCACAGGAUAAGGAAAAGCUCUUUGUCACAAACGCCAUUCGUAUCUACCGCCUUUGA